Molecule: messenger RNA, 3100 nt
Organism: Plectropomus leopardus (leopard coralgrouper)
Lineage: Eukaryota; Metazoa; Chordata; Actinopteri; Perciformes; Serranidae
Source: RefSeq, a predicted model, not a curated record
AUGGCAGUGGCCCACCAGCAGGACGAUGCCACACCGCAAAAACCUCAGAAAUGGCCCAAGCAGUGUGACAAAGAGCUCAAAGCACUGCUCUGGCCUCUAAAUUCCCCAGAUCCCAAUAUGAUCAUGCACUUCUGUUUAGGAGCAGACGUGGUCGACCUGUCUGGUCCUGACAGGUCGGCCACGCCCUCUGCUGUCCCACCGCCUCUUGAGGAUGGUGUCCCAGAUGCGAGCAGGCCUGGUUCAGACCAUAGUCCAUCCAACAGAGCAGGAGUCCCUCCCUCUAAUUCUCCCGCACCCCACAAAUCACCUUUGUUGCCAGAGACUAGACGCCCCCAGCCUUCACCAGAGCUCCAUCAUUCCAAAACUGUGUUGCCAAGCAAUGGUGAGGCCAACAGCAGACAUGCUCGGUAUAACAGGGACGCUGUGGAUAGGCGAAGAGGAGGAGUGGGAGGAGGGAGGAGUGCGGACUUAUCUGCUGCCUCCAACAGCCAGCAUCGAGAUUUUACAGCUGACAUGAUCACUUACCGGACUCACGGCAUUCAUAGCGGAGACAUUAAAAAGCUGUCUGAGCAAACAGCUGCAUCGUGCACUGUACAGGAGGUCAGAGGGAACACCAUGAGCACAACACAACGGCCAAGUUCUGACGGAGCAGACCAGGAGAACGCCAACCUCAGGCUGCUGAGCAAUGGAGACGGCUCCCAGACAAUCUGCCACAGCCUCAACAUCGUCAAAAACAUCGCCGUACUGUACCAGGAAUACCGGGACACUUCCAAGCAGCAGGAGAUUGAGCAACGACGGCAGCGUGAGAACCUCUCUCCUAGUGUCACAGAAGGGACUGUGGUGGCAGACUCCGGCGUCAUGUCCCCUCCAGUGCUACAGCUGCAGCUGAGGAACAGCGCCCGCUCACUGAGCCUGUGGCAGAACCUGGAAGCUGUGCAGGCUAGCGGCCUGCUCACUCAGUUACCACAGAGAGAAGUCAUAAUGCAAGAGGCAUGUUUUGAGCUUGUUACCUCAGAGGCAUCGUACUACAAGAGUUUGGAAAUUUUAGAGACUCACUUCCUACGUAACCCCGUUUUAAUCAACACUCUCAGCCAAUCCGACAUGCACUUUCUCUUCUCCAACAUCGAGGAAGUCAUGAAAGCCAGUGAAAGGUUCCUAAUGGAUCUCGAGCAUCGAAUUGAGAAGUCAAUUUUGAUUUCUGAUGUGUGCGACAUUGUUUACCACCAUGCUGUGGAGCACUUCAGUGUCUUCAUCAAAUACGUCAUUAACCAGGUGUACCAAGAGAAGAACUACAGACGCAUUUUAGAGGGAAACCAGGCGUUUCGUGAAGCCAUGGCUGGACUAGAGAACCAUCCACGUGUCAGGGGCCUGUCCUUUACCUCAUUCCUAAUCCUUCCUUUCCAGAGGAUCACAAGGCUCAAGUUGCUUGUACAAAAUAUCCUGAAAAAGGCAGAAGAAAACUCUGAGAGGGAAGCAAAUGCUAUAAAAGCACAUCAUCAGCAACUGGAGCAGAUCGUGAAAGAUUGUAACGAGGGUGUGCGGAAAAUGAGUCGCACUGAGGAGCUUAUCUGCAUAGAGAAAACACUGGAGUUUAAGUCCAAGUCUGUGCCCAUCAUUUCCCACUCGCGCUGGUUGCUAAAGAAGGGGGAAGUGCAGCUAAUGGCCGGUCCUAAGAGCACUAGGACCAUGCGGAGUCGUAAGCUCUACCAACCAGUCUUCUUGUUCCUCUUUAACAAUCUGCUGCUGGUCACCAAGCGCAGCUCCAGUGGGGAUAAGUUCCAGGUUCUUGACUCGUGCACACGGGCCAUGUUGAGAACUGAAGAUCUUGAAGACCAGGGCCAGCUCCUGGCCAAUGUCUUCAAUCUGAAACUGCUGGAGAACCAAGAGGAGCGACCAGUAAGCUACAUGCUAAAGACCUCCAGUAUGAGUGAUAAGCUUCGAUGGAUGUGUACGCUGACUCCAAACCGCCGCACACGCUUUAUGUCUACCAGUGCCCAUCAACCAGACUCUCCACAGGUGCAGUGCAUUCAGUCAUACUCUUCACAGGAGCCAGAUGAACUCUCCAUUGAGAUGGCAGAUGUUUUGAACCUCCUGGAGAGAACAGACGAUGGCUGGAUGAUGGGUGAAAGGCUCCAUGAUGGCGAAAGGGGCUGGUUCCCCAGUCGAGUCGUCGAGGAGAUCCAGAGCAAGGAGGUCAGAGCUCAGAAUCUGAGAGAGGCCUUCAGGAUCCAGCAGGCUCAGGAGGGUGGAGGAGGCCCGCAACCCGGAGGCAGGAUUGGUGCAAGGGGGGGGAGACGCCCCCCACGGGCCUCCAACUACUCCAACCCUUGAAUUGAUCAAACAAAGGAGAGCGGUGAAGUAACGCAGUGAAGCAGUAACAGUGAUGAAUGUCACCAUUCAGGGCUAUAUGCACUAAAAGAAAUAAUCAGGAUACAUGUGACUUCAAUCCUAUACAAUGACAUCUUGUCCUUUUGAUUUUCACUUAGCAGUCGGUGGAUUUAGAAAUUCACAUUUUCCGUCUCAGUGAUCUGGGACAAAUGAUCAAAGCGCUUGAGUCAAUAACUGUACAAGCGAAGUUGCAUGUUUCAUAUAAACGUGUGCUGAAGGUGUUUUGCAGGCCCACACACUGCGGUGUGUACUGCAUGGAGCAAAGCUCUGUGAUUGGUCAGGAGAAAGACACCUAAAAGGUCUUUUAACGGUACUGUAAACAUUACUCAGCUGCAUGGGCAAGUUUUAAAAAAAAAUUUUGUGUUCAUUUCAUUGUAAAAUACCUUUCAACACUGAUUAGCCCAUACUCACAACACAAACAGUCAGGAGUACGGUGGCCUUGAGAGCUCAAUGCACUGCACACUAACUAGAACCCCAGAGGAAAACUUAAACCGCAUUUCCAUCAAAAGCUUUCGGUUUCGGUUCUGUAUAGCAUUUCCACCGCAGACAGUGCUCGUAUAUGUGGGCCGGGUUGUUGUCACUCACUGCUCCGUCCAGCUGAACUCACUGUAUUUCCUUGUACAGAGUGAAGUCUGCACCUCAUUCAUCGUCUACAGAGCAGGGCUUCACAGUGGCAUUUUCAGAACAAAAAGGUGUCUCUCUAUGGGAUAGU